This is a messenger RNA of Dipodomys ordii (Ord's kangaroo rat), 2143 nucleotides long. It is a transcript of the gene Plag1, whose product is annotated as pleiomorphic adenoma gene 1. NCBI's taxonomy places the organism in Eukaryota, Metazoa, Chordata, Mammalia, Rodentia, Heteromyidae. The coding region runs from base 396 to 1895 and encodes 499 amino acids. The record is from RefSeq and is a predicted model, not a curated record. The transcript is spliced from 5 exons.
AGCUGCAAGUUGGGCUGCAGGGGCAGCGCAUACACUACAAUGGCUGCUGGAAAGAGGCGUAAGGAAACAAUUUCCAGGCCCGCCGCGUCCAGCCCGAAAUAUGAGAAAAAAAUUAUUAGAAAUUCCGCGGGCGGUGUAAAGGCGGCGGACGGGCCGGAGGGAGGAUGUUAAAGCCCCGCGAUUGGCCAAAAUGGGAAGGAUUGGAUUCUACUCUCUUCCAUGAAGAGUAAAUGGGACAGGCUAAGAUCAAAGUCUGAGGCUUUUACCAUCUGUAAUCAGUCCCUUUUUGCUUUCUUUUACGACCACAUGAAACUUGAGAAGCCACCUAAACCUAUAUCAUUUAGUGGAGUUGGGCAGUUCCCAGUGUCCAACAAGAAGGCCUGGUUUAGGCUGCGAUGGCCACUGUCAUUCCUGGUGAUUUGUCAGAAGUAAGAGAUACCCAGAAAGUCCCUUCAGGGAAACGUAAGCGUGGUGAAACCAAACCAAGAAAAAACUUUCCUUGCCAACUGUGUGACAAGGCCUUUAACAGUGUUGAGAAAUUAAAGGUUCACUCCUACUCUCACACAGGAGAGAGGCCCUACAAGUGCACACAACAGGACUGCACCAAGGCCUUUGUUUCUAAGUACAAAUUACAAAGGCACAUGGCUACCCACUCUCCUGAGAAAAGCCACAAGUGUAAUUAUUGUGAGAAAAUGUUUCACCGGAAAGAUCAUUUAAAGAAUCACCUUCAUACCCAUGACCCCAACAAAGAGACAUUCAAGUGUGAAGAAUGUGGCAAGAACUAUAAUACCAAGCUUGGGUUUAAACGGCACUUGGCCUUGCAUGCCGCAACCAGCGGUGACCUUACCUGCAAGGUAUGUUUGCAGACUUUCGAAAGCACAGGAGUGCUUUUGGAGCACCUUAAAUCUCAUGCAGGCAAGUCAUCCGGGGGGGUGAAAGAAAAAAAGCACCAGUGCGAGCAUUGUGAUCGCAGGUUCUACACCCGGAAGGAUGUCCGGAGACACAUGGUAGUGCACACAGGAAGAAAGGACUUCCUCUGUCAGUACUGUGCACAGAGAUUUGGAAGAAAGGAUCACCUGACUCGACAUAUGAAGAAGAGUCACAAUCAAGAGCUUCUGAAAGUCAAAACCGAACCAGUAGAUUUCCUGGAUCCAUUUACCUGUAAUGUGUCUGUGCCUAUAAAAGAUGAGCUCCUUCCAGUCAUGUCCUUACCCUCCAGUGAACUGUUAUCAAAGCCAUUCACAAACACUUUGCAGCUAAACCUCUAUAACACUCCAUUUCAGUCCAUGCAGAGCUCGGGAUCUGCCCACCAAAUGAUCACAACUUUACCUUUGGGAAUGACAUGCCCAAUAGAUAUGGAUACUGUUCACCCUUCCCACCACCUUUCUUUCAAAUAUCCAUUCAGUUCUACCUCAUAUGCAAUUUCUAUUCCUGAAAAAGAUCAGCCAUUAAAGGGGGAAAUUGAGAGUUACCUGAUGGAGUUACAAGGAGGCAUGCCCUCUUCAUCCCAGGAUUCUCAAGCAUCAUCAUCUAAGCUAGGGUUGGACCCACAGAGUGGGUCCCUAGAUGAUGGUGCAGGAGACCUUUCCCUGUCGAAAAGUUCUAUCUCUAUCAGUGACCCCCUCAACACACCAGCGUUGGAUUUUUCUCAGUUGUUUAAUUUCAUACCAUUAAAUGGUCCACCCUAUAACCCCAUAUCAGUGGGCAGCCUUGGAAUGAGCUAUUCCCAGGAUGAAGCACAUUCUUCUGUUUCCCAGAUCCCCUCACAAUCACAGGAUCUUCAGGAUCCUGCAAACGCUAUAGGUCUUGGGUCUUUGCACUCACUUUCAGCUGCCUUCACCAGUAGCCUAAGCACAAGUACCACCCUGCCACGUUUCCAUCAGGCUUUUCAGUAGGAUUCUGGGACGUGGACUUAGUACAAAAAUGUAUGUAUAGUCCUGCCUUAGGUGACCAUUUUACUUGUAGUGCCUCCUUUAAGACAAUAUGAAAUUUUCUGCUAUUGUAUAAUACCAGGUUUCAUUAAGCCAGUAUAAAAUAGAAACUAGCUUCUUCAAUGAGUUUUAGAACCAUUCAUGUACAGUUAUGUUUACCUGGGUAUUUUAUCCUGAUUCACUGCCAGUUGCCAGAGUCUAAAAGCUUUUUU